Messenger RNA from Orbicella faveolata, 7196 nucleotides. RefSeq names its product receptor-type tyrosine-protein phosphatase F-like. Gene Ontology annotation, biological process: protein dephosphorylation. Lineage: Eukaryota; Metazoa; Cnidaria; Anthozoa; Scleractinia; Merulinidae. The record is from RefSeq and is a predicted model, not a curated record. Gene Ontology annotation, molecular function: protein binding; protein tyrosine phosphatase activity.
CAUAACAAAAAUCGGAUUGUAAAAUCUCUAAAAAUAAAUGCAAAACUAGCUGCGAGCGACAGUGUCCAAAUUGGAAAUGAACCAUUUGAAAGAAAUAAAUAAUGAAGGAAUGAUGUGUUUUUAAAACAGAUAUAAUGCUGAAUACAGUCCUUUUUCCCUUUCAGUUCUUUUUGAGGUUUGGGUUGGUUAUAAAAGAAGGAAGAAUUUGCAACAUCUGAACUACGGGUAACCUUGUACGUGUGUAAACAAUCACGUCGUUAGUUACCGCGCAAAAAUGCCCUCUUGAAAACUGUAAAUUGAUAUUUUAUUUUGCUUGUGGUAUCGGAUACCUAGUAAUAAUUGCCAACUCAAAACAGAAGGUAGUUGACAUGAGGCGUAUUCAAACUCACUACGAAAAAAAUUUAAUCCGUGAACAUUGCUGUUGACCUUAUCCAAAUCUUCAGCUGACCUGGAGUAAUGGUCUCUUUUUGCUUCAAACGCUCGGAAUCUCGCCGACAAGACACGUCCCCAUAAUAGUAUGUGAUUUUUGGACACUCAGGAAACACAGGAUCACGCAGGGUAGACGACAAAGCGAAACGUACCAACCAAGAUUUGGAAAUGUUUCGGAAGAUGUUUUUCCUCGUCUUCUUUUUUCUUGGCAUGCUGUGGGUAACACAAGCCUCGCAAAGUCUUAAGCCGCCUCGUUACCUUGUGGGUUACGUAACUGGUGACACAAGUGUGAAAUUGGCCUGGGAAGUAGCUUCGCCAUCAAACAAGACUGUUUUCGAGAUAAGAUGGAAGAAUGGCCAUAAUGAAUCGUCCAUGGUGGUUUCUGGUACCACUGGUACUGUCACUAUUCAUGAUCUCAGAGUUUACACGAAAUAUUUUUUUCGCGUACGGAAAGGUUUCAUGAAUGGAACUUGGGGCGGAUUCACAAAGUACAGAUCUAUCUGGACUCCAGAGGGAGUACCCAGGGCUGCUCCAGCUAACGUGACAGCCUACAACACAAGCUCUGUGGGUAUUAUCGUAUUCUGGGAGCAGAUUCCCAGGCCCCACCGACAUGGGAACGUGAUCGGCUUCAAAGUCUGCUACAAACGAGCCGAUAAGAACGACAGUGUUCUGUACUGUACAGCGGUGUUUGCCUUGGGGAUAGAGCUGGGCGGUUUACGUUCCUACACACCCUACUGGAUCACAGUGCUGGGUUUCACCAACAAGGGUGAUGGACCUAGCAGUCGGCCACUGUUGGUGUGGACCGAUGAGUUUGUUCCUUCAGUUGCUCCUCGUAUUACAUCUCUGACGGCCAAUUACACAGCUAUCAGGGUAGCCUGGGCACCAAUACCUCAAGAACACGUCAACGGAAUCCUUCGAGGUUAUUACGUCAUCUACUGGAAGAUGCCUCGGGUGUCCCAUGAUAACCGCAUCAUUCAAGUCAACCAAUCAACUCUCAGCAUAGUCAUCGUAGGACUCAAACAGAACACUACGUAUGGGGUGCGGCUGACGGGGUUCACUCGUAUCAGGGGCUGGAUAAGGAACGGUGUUCUUGGCCGCGUGCAUAAUAUCACUACAAAGCAUGUUCCAGAGGCUCCACAAAACGUCAAUGUGUUCAGUCCUUGUUCAACCUGUUUGACGGUGACGUGGGAUCCAGUUUACACAUCUCCAACCGAUACUUUAACAGCUUAUCACGUGGUGUACAAAGACGCUUCAGGGAAGGCUUACACGAAGAAGAUAGGGUCCAGAAAGUCAAUCGUGCAGUUGACAAGUCUCGAAAAAUUCUCCACUUACACGGUGACAGUAACAUCUAUGACACAUGAGGGACUGGGAGAAACUAGUUCGGCAGUUACGGUCACUACUAUGGAAGAUGUUCCCAGUCGCGCUCCAGACUCGCUGCAGGCCAGGAGCACUGGGACUCGCAGUAUCUUGAUCGAAUGGAGUCCAGUCCCUGAGAAGUAUGUCCAUGGUAUUUUAAGAGGCUAUCACGUGUAUUACAGGACUGGGAGGUCAAAGGUCAAACGCUCAACCAACCAUGUUGGAGCCCUAUCAGUCAAUACAUCGGGUCAGAGUCUAGAAAUCAAAGCUUUAGAACCAUUUACGUCUUAUGAUGUUUGGGUGUCUGCAUUCACUGUUAUGGGCAGCGGUCCCUCCAGUAGUCCAGUGACAGUCACAACUGAUGAAGAUGUGCCAUCACGUGCCCCCCGACUUCUUCAAGUGUACGCCAAAACUUCCAACUCAGUGUUCGUGCAGUGGGAACCCAUUCCAAAACACCAUGUGAAAGGAAUACUACAGGGAUAUCACGUGCACUACAGCCAGGAAGACACGAGCUAUCCCGUCAUCAAGAACGUGAUGACUGUAAAUGGAUCUGUGACGCAUGUUACUUUGGACAGCAUGAAACCGCUGACGAGGUAUCGCGUUUGGAUCACGGGCUUUACAAGAAAGGGCGUUGGCCCCAAUAGCGAAAAGGAGUUUGUUUCCACUCCCCAACCAGUUCCAAACAGUCCUGAAGGAGUCCACGUAGUUAUAGAAAGCCCACAGAGUGUGCGUGUCACUUGGCGGUCGCACCCAGGCCUCAAGGGGCUCGUGACGCGUUAUAUGGUAAAGUGGCUUCAUGUGGGUAACCCCGCUGACUCUAAUGUGGAUGGUCAUAAGAUCGUGAAUGCUGGAAACCCGUACCGCAGAGAAACUCAAGUUGGUGGACUGAAGCCUUAUAACAUGUACUCGUUCAUGGUGCGAGAGGAGGUUGGGCAGGACAACUGGGGCAAAUUUUCUGCUCAUGUGGAUAUUAUUAUGCCAGAAGAUGUUCCCUCUCCUCCACGCAGGAUUUCAGUGAAGCAGAAGGAGAAAUCUCGUCUAGUUCUUCAAUGGAGAAAACCGGAAGAAACAAACGGCAUCAUCAAAAAAUACGUACUUCACUUUCGCGAUAGCGACGGAGUUACUAAAACUUAUACCUUGCACUCUGACGUCGACAAAGAGUAUGUGACAUAUGAGGUGACUCUUCCUGAUGUCGAGGCUGAGUACAAGAUAAAAGUACAAGCAUUCAACUCAUUAUCGGGACAGAUGAGCGAUGAGAUUACGGUUCAACACUCGCCCAACAUUCAGACAUCGGAAGGUCGUAAACCUAACAAUAUCAAGUUCAAGUUUAUAUGGCUUGUCGCUGGACUGGCUACUGUUGUUUUACUUCUGGUGUUGGUCACUAUAUUUGUCCUUGUUAGACGAGAAUCACGACGCUCGAAAAAUCAUGCUGACAUUCAUAAACGUACAUUGUCCAUCGUAUCACAGAGCGCUCGCCCCAGGCGACCAGUUCCUGUUAAGGAGCUUGUAGAACACUGUGCUCGUUUCCAUGACAACAACAACGCCUUAUUUAACGACGAGUUUAGGUGCCUUGAUCUUCUCACCUGGAAAUCGACUUGGGAAGCCAGUCAGGAUGCGCAUAACAGAAGCAAGAAUCGCUAUUGUAACAUAGUGGCAUAUGAUCAUAGUCGUGUUGUGCUCACAGGCAAAAGAGAGACUCCCGGGUCAGACUACAUCAACGCUAAUUAUGUAGAUGGAUACAGUUUCCCAGCUAAGUACAUCGCAACCCAAGGUCCCUUGAAGGAAACAGUCAACGAUUUCUGGCGGAUGAUUUGGGAAAAGAAUGUUAAAACGAUAGUUACGAUUGAAAUGCAGGGAAGAGACGAAGAUGCAGCGAGCGAGAAGUACUGGCACGAGUCAGAACCGACAGCGUACGGUCACGUGGUUGUAUCAGUGCUUAGUAGCAUGCUUAUGACUGAUUGGACUACCAGGGAAUUUAUUAUUUGGUCAACAGAUCCCAAUAACAUGGAUAAACGAGAGGUCACUCAGUAUCACUUCAGCUCAUGGCCUGAUCACUGUGUCCCGCGGGACACUGCAGCGUUCUUGAUGUUUCAUCACAAGUUGAAGGCAACUCUGGUUAUUGAUCCUGGACCCGUUGUCGUUCAUUGCAGUGCCGGUGUUGGACGAACGGGCUGCUUUAUUGCAAUUGACUCGCUCAUGGAGCAAAUGGAAACUGAGAGGGUAGUAGACGUGUAUGGAUUUGUGGCACAAAUGAGGAAACAGAGAAACUACAUGGUUCAAACAGAGGAGCAAUAUCGAUUUAUCUAUGACGUUCUUAGAGACGCAUGUGUUUGUGGUGAGACUACGAUCCCGUCAAGUGAACUGGUCAGCGUGUUGCUAGGCGUUACUGGGGAUGAGCCGGAAGUCGUCGCUCAAAGAGCAAAUGAGUUUGAGAAUCUUCAAGACUAUUCUACCAACCCAGCCCUCUUCAGAGAAGCAUUAGUUCGAGAAAACGUUGUGAAAAACCGAUGUCCAGAGAUAUUGCCAUUUAAUCACAACAGAGUUUGUCUAAAGACGACCGGAGACGAAGCUUGUUCAGAUUACAUCAACGCCAGCUUUAUUGAUAGUUACAACGAAGGCAGUUCCUACAUCGCCACUCAGGGGCCAAUGGCAAGCACUGUGAACGACUUUUGGCGCAUGGUGUGGGAACAGCGGUCAACCAUAGUGGUCAUGCUCACUGAUCUCCAAGAAAAUGGGGCGGAACAAAGUGUUCGGUACUGGCCGGAAGAAGGUUGUGCCAAAUAUGGAAAACUUCGGGUGACGAAGAUUGACGAGGAGAUUCUCGAAGACCACACCCAAAGAGUCUUUAAACUAAGGCGUCAUGGGAGUGACGAAAGUCUUGUACUGUACCACUUUCAAUGCCACGGCUGGAAGGAGAAUGGGCUGACUCGGGCCGAGAGCCUUGUAUACCUUCAACAGCAGGUUCACAAGGUGGAGCCUGGGGAGCACAGGGGACCAAUCAUAGUGCACUGCAGCAAUGGUGAUGGCCGCACAGGAGUGUUUCUGAGCCUGUGUUUGAGUAUCGAGAGACUGGAUACUGAGGAUACUGUAGACAUAUUCCAAACUGUCAGGUGGCUUAGAUCACAGAGAGCUGGACUGGUGUCUAACGCGGAUCAGUACAACUUCUGUUAUGAGCUUAUAAAGAGCUACAUGGCCUGGAGGACCAGAGCAACCAUCAAGAAUGUCUAUAGCUAUGUCUAAAAACGGUCAGCUACCAAAGAGACGGAUCAGUCAUAUGAGAGGACUAACUUAUCUGAGUUUACUCAGUGUUAUACACUGACUAUACCAUUAACAUAGCUUAACAAUAUAGAGCGUAAGGUCAGGAAACGUUGGAAUAUUGCGCAUGAUGUUGCAAGCAACGACUGAAAUCAACCUCGGUUUAUUUUCCCUAGAAACUUGAUAGCCCCGUCAGCAAAAUUGCGCACAGUAUUUCAGUGUUUAUUGCAGACAAUAUUGGGUAAUGUUACAACGUGUGCCUUUAGAUAGACUACGAGUAGUCCCUCUUUCGCUUAGUCCGUCGAACGAGACCGUAAAUAAACCGCGAGUAAAAAGUGGUCGCGUGAAAUCCUGCUUCUCGCGCCAGGGAUUUCGCGCGACCAUUUGUUUUUUUCGCAGAUUUCCUUCGCGUCACGCACGACGGACUAAGCGAAAGAGGGACUACUCGUAGUCUAGCCUUUGAGAAGACUUAUCAAUAUCACUGCACAGCUAAACGAAUUGAGGACGACAUGUCCCAAGAGUAAACCGUUUCAGAUUAUAUCAUAUUUUAUUAAAGUAAGUAAACGCAACGUAACUUGGAACAAUUGUGGCAUAUUUUAUUUCCAUAGUGACGAAUUUAGUUCCUGGUUAAAACAGACAGUAGGUUUCCUUUAUCAGUUCUGUUUAAGUUAUAUAAGAUAAUUUAUUUUGGGCGAGCGGUUGUUUAUUUUAACUUAUGCAGUGCUUACCUCAGCAAACACCAUCCACGUUUAAAAAGAUGAUUAAAAUAAUUCAUAGCAAUAAGAUAUUCGAUAAGAAGUUCACCUACAUCAGACGUAGAGAUUCACAUACUGUGAAGAGAAAACACUCGUUCGUUUCUAUAGCACAUAAGUUUAAGAGCAAAUUGCAUUAGAAUGUAUUCCUAGAUAGGUACCGAAGAAGUCUCCGUUUUUUGUUUGGCCAGGCGUUCAAAGUGCUUAAGAUAUAUCGCACUGCUGAUUCAUACGAGAGCUGGUUUAUUCACUCAAAACAAAACAACGCUACUAAUUUAUGAAGGGGGGUCUUAAUAAGGAACAGUGUUCAUAGAAGCUUAAUGACUACUAUUUGGAGUUUAAAACUUUCCAAACAGAGUCAUAGAAACUGUUAUAGCACUUAUAGGCUACUUUAGUCAGUUGUAUUUGUUAUAAAUUUAUAUUAGUUUCAUUGUUGAUUUUGAAUUCACCGUCGAUCAGAUAGGUCAAACUGAACUGAUUAUUGUUUUUAUUUUUCCUAUACGGGAGAUCCAGUUUUAGCAUCACAUUUGAAGCUUACAGUCAAAACAUGUUGCAAAUUUUCCAUUUGUACAAUCUGCUAUGCAGGUCUAUGCCAUUCAAAAUCGACUCUAAAUUCCUUUCCGUGAAUUUUCAAUGUGGUCUCCACACCGAAUACUGGCAGCCUCAAAUGGAUUUCUUGUAAAUAUUUUACCAUGGUCUCAGAGGUUUCUUUCUUCUUUCUGCUACUUAAAGGAGCUUCGUCACGGUUUGCGCUUGUUACAAAGUAUAGCCGAAGCUCUUCGUUUGUAAUCCGUGUCAAUCUUCUUCAUCCUAAGCCAGCCUUGUUCCCUUAUGGUUUAUUAUUAUCUCUUUGGUGUUUUUCUAUCUUAGUAAACUACUAUUUUCAGGUUCCCUUCAAUUUAAGGGUAAUUUUCUACGUGGCCAAAAUAACUCAAGAUGCCGUGUCUGAGCUCCUUUAGUGAAAAAUCCGUCCUAGAGGUCAAAUCAGGCGAGCGUAGAAACGUUUUCUUGUUUUGGACUGCUCACGUUAGUAAAACCUGUGACAGUCAAGCUUUAACGCACGGGUCCGUCACAGAUCUGACUACACUUUUCUUUUUUAAAAAAUAAGAAUGUUUAUUUUUUAUGCCUAGACUGGAUAUUCUUAUUUUUCUGCCGAAAUUAGGCUGAAAAUUUUCUUGUGUACAUUCUUAGAUCAAUUAGAUUACUGAGUAUGGUACAUGUUUGUGACCUGGAAUUGAACUAUCAAAUACGACUGUAUGGUGUCUGUACCGUGUUAUAAUGCGUUCAUGCUUUAUCGCUUUACCUUAUACGUAGUUUUUAUCUUUUUUUUGGCGCAUUACGUCAAAAAUAGGAAAGAAUUUACUACACUUUUCAAUGGUAAAAUAAAGUUCAUUUUAAACAUUA